Molecule: messenger RNA, 2372 nt
Organism: Orcinus orca (killer whale)
Lineage: Eukaryota; Metazoa; Chordata; Mammalia; Artiodactyla; Delphinidae
Gene: GNPDA1
Product: glucosamine-6-phosphate deaminase 1
Exons: 7
Coding region: 131-1000 (289 amino acids)
Biological process (GO): carbohydrate metabolic process; N-acetylglucosamine catabolic process; D-glucosamine catabolic process
Cellular component (GO): cytoplasm
Molecular function (GO): glucosamine-6-phosphate deaminase activity; identical protein binding
Source: RefSeq, a predicted model, not a curated record
GAGCCGCAGCCCCUAGAAGUCAGCCCCGCGGGCAGAGCGCGGCACCGCGUGACCUGCAGCCACAUGACCCACGCGGGGCGGGGCCGCCAGCGCAGUCGCUGCAUCAGCCGCGGGAAGCGUCCGCGACAAGAUGAAGCUCAUCAUCCUGGACCACUAUUCUCAGGCCAGUGAGUGGGCAGCCAAAUACAUCAGGAACCGCAUCAUCCAGUUUAACCCAGGGCCAGACAAGUACUUCACCCUGGGGCUCCCUACUGGGAGCACCCCACUUGGCUGCUACAAGAAGCUGAUUGAAUACUACAAGAAUGGAGACCUGUCCUUCAAAUAUGUGAAGACUUUCAACAUGGACGAGUAUGUGGGCCUUCGUCGAGACCACCCGGAGAGCUACCACUCCUUCAUGUGGAACAACUUCUUCAAGCACAUUGACAUCCACCCAGAAAACACCCACAUUCUGGAUGGGAAUGCAGCUGACCUUCAGGCUGAGUGUGAUGCCUUUGAGGAGAAGAUCAAGGCUGCGGGUGGGAUUGAGCUGUUUGUCGGAGGCAUUGGCCCUGACGGACACAUCGCCUUCAACGAGCCGGGAUCCAGUCUGGUGUCCAGGACCCGUGUGAAGACGCUGGCCAUGGACACCAUCCUGGCCAAUGCUAGGUUCUUUGAUGGAGAUCUCGCCAAGGUGCCCACCAUGGCCCUGACGGUGGGUGUGGGCACUGUCAUGGAUGCUAGAGAGGUGAUGAUCCUCAUCACGGGUGCUCACAAGGCGUUUGCUCUAUACAAGGCCAUCGAGGAGGGAGUGAACCACAUGUGGACCGUGUCUGCCUUCCAGCAGCAUCCCCGCACGGUGUUUGUGUGCGACGAGGAUGCCACCCUGGAGUUGAAAGUGAAGACCGUCAAGUAUUUCAAAGGUUUAAUGCUUGUUCAUAACAAGUUGGUGGAUCCCUUGUACAGUAUCAAAGAGAAAGAAACAGAGAAAAGCCAGUCUUCUAAGAAACCAUACAGUGAUUAGCCUGUGCUAAUCCUAGUGCCAAGUACCUCAUUGGGACAGGCAGGUCUUUCUGGAAAUUGUCUUUAGGAGGACAGAAUUGUAUUUCUUUAAUCUAGUACGGUUACCCCAGAUAAGUGGGUGAACUUAUUAUUCUUGGCUAUGCAGCGUGGAGUCCAGUCAUGGAGUUUAGCUACUUGGUUGUAACUUACUGUUAAUCAGAAAAAAAAAAAAAAAUCACUCCAUAAUUUUGAUGUUGGCCCGACUAGGGGUUUUUAACUUUUUGCUCUGUCUCUGACACUGUUCACGUGUACAAUACACUCCUGCUAGUAAGUUCUAUCAUUAUGUGCACUGAUUCUCAAUUGGGAGGGAGUUAGGGGCUUAUGUAUAUGGGACAAAACCUCUUUGGAGAGUCCUGAGAGCCCCUCUUGAGCAGGCCUGCCCCUUAUUUGGGAAACACUGUUUUAGAUUAAGGAACAAACACUCUUAAUGUCUAGAACCAGUAUAAGGAAGCGGUCCCUCUGGUCAGUAACAAGUGCCAUGGGAAGGAAACUAUCCCUUACUUUCUUUCCCCAGUUUUUACUGCUCUUUCAGUUGGCCUUUCUGUGAACUCAGAGGACUCCUUGAGGGAGGAUUUGGGUGGGUAGGACUAAGAAGAAGGCUUUUGCUGAUAAACUCAGAGCCUCAAGGGGCCCAGCUACGUCAAACUCCCCUCCAUCAGGGACCUUCCAGCACCAGGAGGAAGGCGGAAACGCUUUUCCCACCAGAGCCCUGUGUUUUGUUCCAAGGUCUCACUGUGGCACCUCUCAUACGUGCUCUUUCAUAAGUCCACAGGGCCAGCAGAUACUGUCAAGUUCAGCGUUGUGUUCAGUCAAGGUGAUGGAGCCAGGGCAAGCAGCUUAGUUGAGUUAGAAACAACACACGAGUGACAUGUUCUACAUCCCUAAGAGCUGAGUGCCAAGAAACAUACCAACUGUUUCUAAAGUUGCCUAAUGUCCUUUCCCCACUGAAAAUACCCUGCCCUUCUAACCCUCCCAGGUUCGUGUGGCAUGGUCUGAUGUUCCCAGAACAUCAGGAAAUACAGUGCUUUUGCUCCUUUAUCCUUCACCCCUUGUUCACAAGCUGUCCACUGCUCUGCCUUCUUUUACUCCUCUGCCUUGAUGGUUUGGAUGCUGCCUCCUCCUCCCUAUCUCUGUGCCCAUUUGAAGCUGCUGCUGCCUCUAUUUCUGGGAAAGACCUUUCGGAGCCUGGCUCAGGCCUCUCUUUAAGUGCUGUGUUUGGUACCAGCAUUUCACCUUUAGCUUUUAUACGUGAUUAUGCUGUCAUUCUGUCUUAAGCUAAUGGAUCAAUGGACUUGUUUACAAUAUUUUCUAUUAAAUCCAGUAUUUUCAAGUAA